AUUUUAAUAUCUUUUUUUUUGCAGCCGAACCAAGGAGAAUUCUUCAUAUACUUGCGCCGCUUAAAGCCAUUAGGCAUUCAGCAAUAUACUAUGUAUAUGACAGCAUAAAUAUAUUCAAAUUGUAUUUAGAUUUGUAAUGCAAAUUACUUUGUGAUAUUUAAAAACAAAAAACACUCAUUUUAAUUGAACUGAAGCUUCAACAUUAAAAAGUUAUAUUUUGAAAAUUGUGUUGAAACAACAAAAAAACCAAAGAUUUUUAUAAUUUCACAAAAAAAGUGUUGUAAGUUGUAAACGAUUAGCAAACUAAACGAUAUUAGGCACGUGGUUAAAGUUGCCAAUUACAAAUAAAACAUCGAAAUGGCUGAACAAGUGGAACAAUCGCAACAAGCGGCACAUCAACUCAACAAUCAACAAAAUGACGCGCGUAAAAUACGCAAAUCACCGGAAUUUCAACCGAUGCCCAAUCUCACACCUGGCGCCAUACUCAGAGAACGCAGUUUUGUGCGCACCUCCAAUCAACAGAAUAUCAACAAAAGGCGCAGUCUCGCUUUCAAUGUACAAACUGGUGCAAAUCAACACGGGCAAAUGCGUGGAAAACCUGCUAUAGACAUCUAUAGACCACCGAAUGUUCGCAAUGAUGGCGGCUCUUCACCGGCAACCUUAAACAGGUUAAACAUUAAUGCGCAGGAGUUCCAAAUGGGUAGUACGAAUGCCACGCGCACCACACCUCCACGUGGAGAUGCAAAUAGGGCUGGAGAUAGUCGUUCAUCGGCGGUUAUUUAUCCAACGGCGACUUCACCUCAAGGUUUAGUACCACAAUCGAAAUCAUCGGUAGCACUGCAUCAGCAAAUGCAAUAUAUGGCAGCCACAAAUGCGAUGGCCAAUCGACGACAGGCGGGUCUCUCCCUGGGCAGUAUGCCGAUGACAGCGAACCCGAUCGGCAACAAAAUGCAUCACGUCGGCGCUCAUCGACCCAUUUUGGUCACACAUUCACAUCCGUUGGCCGUGAAUCGGUUUUCGGGUGGUGUGUCACAACAAAUACCACUAAUUAACUCACCAUCCAGUGGCAAUAUAUUACAUCAAACAGCGAAUACGAAUCGUGUGAAAUUCGCCAAUGAACCACACAAACAUCACAGCCAUAAGAAUGGACAAAAUCAUCUUAGUCACGACUAUCAACAACAGCAACAACAAUUGAAUGCCAUGUCACAAUAUGCCGCCGCCAAUGGCAUAAGCGAUUCAUAUAUAAAUGUGAGCCCGCUACAGCGUUCAAAAUCUUUGUCUUCUGCGGACGCAUUAACACGCGGCAUUGCAGGCCUUGGGUUGGCUUUGGGCAACGAGGUGACGGACAUCGGUCAAUUCAGCCCUGACAUACAGGCAUUGAUCGACACAGCUUUAGACGAUCCGAAUAAAUUGAAUUCGCGCGCUCUUAUGGAACUGACGUCACACUUCAUUAAACGUGCCGUUGAGGGCCGCCGCUAUGCUUUGCCCAUCUCACGUCUCUGUCUAAAUAUUAUAGCCAAGGAGCAGAAAGAGACUUUCUUGGAAGCCCUCUUGAAUACGUGCCGACAGUGGUAUCAGGAGCGUGAAAAGUUACUAUACUCCAUACAAGGCAUGAAAUCGCCAUCCCGUCUACGCUUCACCGCUUUCAUGGCUUUCCUUACCGAAAUGUUCUGUCAGCUUAAGCGCCGUCAAUUACAACUUCGUACUCAACGUGAAGGUGCACCGCCGCCAUUGGUCUUACUGACGUUACUAUCCAAAUGCUGCGAAGACUGUGUCAAGCCACCUGUGCGUUCGCUGUCCGAGAUCGAAUGCCUUUUCUAUGUUCUAACCUGUAUCGGUCAAGAUAUGGAAUUGCAGCUGCCGCAACAAUUGGAAUUGCUAUUGUCGCUGGUGCGUGAUGCUUUCUUGAAUGCAAGUGACGCCGCACCGGCCAUUCGUCGCACCUUAUUGCAAUUAAUUGAACUACAAGCAUCACACUGGCAAUUGCCCGGAAACACUGUCUUAUACUACUAUCCAUCGGCAAAGUAGUGAAAAGGCCAACACCACUCACAACUCAACUCAACUACCACUUGAACCAGACUCAACUUUUGUUCGCACUCGUCUUGAAACUGAAACUCCUCAGUGCGCCGGACGCUGCGCAGCGGCUUCGUGUUCACGCAAUCAUUUCAAUUUUUAUUAUGUACUCAUACACUGUAUGUGGCACUUUACUGUUAGAUUAAUAAUUAUACAUACAUACAUAUAUGUAUGUAGCUGCAGUUGUGCCUUUUAUUAUAUUUAUUUUAUUAUGGAAUAAGAUAUGAAUGAAUAUUUUUUGUGAAAGCAUUUAUUGAAAAUGAUGCAAAUUGUAUUAAAAAAGCUAAGCGCCUGCACUGACUGGCCAAAAGCCUCUAGAAAAGCCAACAUAAGUAGUAAAUUAUAGGCUGAAACUAUGCACAUACAUAUUAAUCGUAAUUUCUGAAACGUACUAACCCUUAAGAAAGUCUGUCAUAACACAGAUACAGCCACAUGACGGAAAUAAAAUUUCAUUGGAAAAAAAUUUAUACAUUUUCAUUGUUUAGGAAAGAACGCAAUAUUUUUUUAAUUUGUGUCAGUAAGUUUUAGAACAUUUACAUACAUACACAUAAAUCAUAUAUAGCGAACCUAUACAUUAUAAUUUCCUAAUUGUUUUUCGUCUGUGAACCUUUAUACAUUUAACAAAAAAAUUAAAUUUAUUUAUUUUCCAUAAUCGUACUCCUAUAAUUAAAUUUAGUUUCUUAUGUGUAGAAAGAUAGAGAAGCUCAAAUUAUUUAUAAAAAAAACAUAAUUGCACUGCACACUCGUAUACAAACCUUACAAAAAUAUUAUAAAAAUAUUUCUCUAAGGAAAAAAGUAUAAAAAUUACUUCUUUAUUUAAUGCACGUGAAAAAUGUUUAACAAAUAAAAAUUAAGAAAAAAAUAAACUUUAAAUACUAGUCAGAGAACAAGAAA
Bactrocera dorsalis (oriental fruit fly) is the source of this 2967-nucleotide messenger RNA. RefSeq lists its product as uncharacterized. The record is from RefSeq and is a predicted model, not a curated record. NCBI's taxonomy places the organism in Eukaryota, Metazoa, Arthropoda, Insecta, Diptera, Tephritidae. Gene Ontology annotation, molecular function: protein binding; RNA binding; translation activator activity. The transcript has 7 exons. The coding region runs from base 358 to 2028 and encodes 556 amino acids. Gene Ontology annotation, biological process: regulation of translational initiation. Gene Ontology annotation, cellular component: cytosol.